Molecule: messenger RNA, 351 nt
Organism: Pelobates cultripes (western spadefoot toad)
Lineage: Eukaryota; Metazoa; Chordata; Amphibia; Anura; Pelobatidae
Source: the annotation of a GenBank genome assembly
AUGUCCACCAGAAGACAAUUGGCAGAGCUCCUUGAAUGCAAACACACCAGAACUAUACAGCGAUCACGUGCAUUCUUCUACAGGCACGCCAUUAAAGGGGACAAACUCCUCGCACGGAUACUGAGAGGCACACAAAAUAGGGCACAAGUCCACACCAUCCGAACAGCGCAGGGUAAAAUAACGCAGUUCCCAAAGGAAAUCACAGACGAAUUUGAGAAGUUCUACACAAAACUAUACAACACACACAAAGGAAACGAUGGACAAUCCCCGACCACAAGGCAGGCGGCCAUAAUAGAAUACUUGACCAACUUACAACAAAACACCCUCACACCGGUUGAAGCAGAGGAAUGA